Acanthamoeba castellanii str. Neff is the source of this 966-nucleotide messenger RNA. RefSeq lists its product as uncharacterized. The transcript is spliced from 2 exons. The record is from RefSeq and is a predicted model, not a curated record. The annotation marks the transcript as partial. NCBI's taxonomy places the organism in Eukaryota, Discosea, Longamoebia, Acanthamoebidae.
GCAGAUGGACUACAUAACGCCCGCACGACACAUGGAAGAGCAGGGCGAUGGUCCGAGCGUGAUGCCGAUGGGCCGCGAGCGGAAGGGUUCCUGGGGCGAGGCCAUCCUGACGGGCGGCGCGGCGGUCGACUCGAUCAACAACUACCUGCAGGCCCUGGCCGAGAAGGCCGACCAAAAGCGCAAGGAGCACAAGAAGAAGCGGAAGGAGCGGAAGGCCCUCAAGGACAAGAAGCACCGCCGCAAGCGCAGCCGAUCGCAGGACGAGGGCUCUGCCAAGGCCGCCCACGACGAUCGGCCGACCAGCCGCGCCAGACUGUCACAGCCACCCCCACCGCCACCGCGGCUGUCACCCACCACCAGCACCAGCACCAGCACCAGCACGCGCACCAGAACCAGCAGGCGCUGCACCCGAUGACCAUUAACCUGGUCGCCCCAACCAUGCCCACCAACCUCGCCACGCGACGAGACCACCAGCCGCAGCACCCUCACGGCCACCACCUGGUCCACUCGGCAUCGUAUCCCAACUUCCCGGUGGGCCAGGCCCAUCAUCUCCACCAGCCGCAACGAAGCCACCCGAUGCCCGCUGCGAACUCGACCUCGACGACCAGCCCGAUGAUGAUGGCCGGCGCUGGGGAAUUCUUCGCCUCCCAUGCCGUGUCGAUGUCCAUGCCCACGCUCCCGACCCUCUCGUCGUCUUCCCUCCUCCUCAACGAGCCCUACGCGACUUCGACCUCGACCACGAGCGGCGGGUGGCACGACGCUGGGUCGCAGUGGGUGGACGCCGGUGUGCCCCUCCAGCAGCCGCAGCCCCAGCACACAAUGAACGCGGCAUUCCCACCCCAGCCGCAGCACCAGAUGCAGAUGCAGGGGUCGGGGCCGGCCUUCGACGACUCGUUCCUGUCGUCCUUCCUCAGCUCAGAUAUCCUGCAAGCCGAGGAAGUGGCUCUCCUCACCGACCUCCUCUAA